This is a messenger RNA of Meloidogyne enterolobii, 307 nucleotides long. Lineage: Eukaryota; Metazoa; Nematoda; Chromadorea; Rhabditida; Meloidogynidae. The record is from the annotation of a GenBank genome assembly.
UUACUAAAAUAAUUUUUAUUAAAAAAAAAGAAAUCCGAGUGCCAUAAAAGAUGCAUGUAAAGAGCACGGGUUAAAUAAUGGGCAAUGUGGAUUUAUUGCUAAAGCUUUUCAAUUAAUUGAUAAAUUUAUGAGUACAAUAGAAGAUAAUCAAGAUAAUCAGAAACAAAUAAAUAAAAUGAGUGAUUCUGUUUUGGUUGAUGAAAAUAAUGAACAAGAAUUAAUUAAAAGGUUAAAAGAGGGUAUUUUUAAAUUUAGGGGGAAUUAUUUAAUUUUUGGAAAUAUUCUAUUUUUAAUGAAAAAUAUUUAA